Microstroma glucosiphilum is the source of this 4250-nucleotide messenger RNA. RefSeq lists its product as hypothetical. The coding region runs from base 189 to 3998 and encodes 1269 amino acids. The record is from RefSeq and is a predicted model, not a curated record. Gene Ontology annotation, cellular component: cytoplasm; membrane. Gene Ontology annotation, molecular function: 1-phosphatidylinositol 4-kinase activity. The transcript has 8 exons. Lineage: Eukaryota; Fungi; Basidiomycota; Exobasidiomycetes; Microstromatales; Microstromataceae. Gene Ontology annotation, biological process: phosphatidylinositol-mediated signaling; phosphatidylinositol phosphate biosynthetic process.
ACCUUGGCCCAUACUACGUUCACAGCUUGUCUCGACCUCUUCCUCUGGUCCACUGGGCCCAACAUUGGUCUCGUCUCGGGCGUGUGUCUCUUCCAGGAAAGUUGGCGUGACCGACGACAUAAUUGAGCGUUGCCUGCCCAACGACGGGGAGGAGCUGUGCUCCGGUCCCAACAUAGUCAUACAUCAGGAUGGCUAGCCUAUUACUCCGUCUCUUCGAUUCGGACUACUUCUCUCCGCACCUAGCACUGUCAUACUUGAAGACAUAUUCCGACAACAUCGGCAUCACAUAUUACUUGGUCUACAGACUGAGAACUUCGUUUCCGCCAGAGGAAGUCGAGUUUUACUGGCCUCAACUCUGUCAUCUCCUGGUCACAAAGCCGUCAGAAUCUCGGGCUCUAGAAUGCUUUAUACUCGAACGAUGCGAGGAGUCUGUGCAUGUGGCUCUUCUGACAUUGUGGCAUCUCCAAGCUGCACUCUUCGAUCUUUCCGGUAAUUCUCGCACCCCAUCCUUUGGGGUCUGCAAAAGGGUGUACAACGAAUGCCAAAGGAUUCUGUACGACGAUCCGCUGUCAGAUGCUAGUGUCUUCCUUCUUCCGUCAUCCAGCAGCCGGAGCAGGAGCAAGAAGGUAGUCUCCUCUUUAGCGCGAGCUAAGAGCAAAAUUCUGCCUUCCAAUGCCAAGAGUGCUUUGGUGGGUAUGGGAACUGUCCUCGCCAGUGUACCAGGGAUGCCGUUGCUUGCUCCGUUCAGUGGACAAGUCGCCGUGGAGCAAGGCAGAGCGAAGCCCCGCGUUGGCGAUCUCGAUGCCAUUGGGACAGGCGUGGAGAGGAUCCAAUCAGAAGAGGAUGCUGACUCCGAUGAUGGAGUGCAGGCAUCAGAUGACGACGCUGGUCUGAGCAGCGAGGAUGAAGGUGAUUCACCUCUUCCUGCUCCGCGCUCCGUAUCUGCAGAGGCCACAGGUCAGACGGCGCCUUCGCAACGCCGGACAUCCACAGUCCAGAACCCAGGCAUGUCGAAGACGGCUAGCACCAGAAUGCCCGGUCAAGGAGAGCCUUCGUCUACAGCUAGUCCUGUGGAGCAAUCGCUGGCUAACAUCUCUGCAACCUGGAAUGGUUUGAGAGGCAAGGCGACAGCAGCAAUUAACGAUUCUCUUGGCUCUGGCCUCACAAGCGCCUUUGUAAACAAAAAGCCCUCGUCUCAGCAAACGACUCAAUACCCAGAUGGACUUCGUCCUUGGCAUCCCCAGAGAGCAGCCAAGCGUCCGGCUGCCCGACAGCCGCACGUGGCUAGCACAAGCGUUCUCACAGCUAGCGCGACCUCGGGUGCGCCUCAACGUCAUUCAGCAAGCAGUCAACACCAAGAUCAACACCGAGCCAACAGCUCAAAGUCUGUACCGGACCUGAGCUCAGCAAGGCGAAGUGUCUCUCUCUUUUCCUCCGCACUCAACCUGGAGGAUGGUGCUGCUACACCUGUAGAUGCGGUACUCUCCCAGUAUGACUCAGAGGCUAGGCGCAGACUGCUGCGCAGCAAUUACUGCCGGACACAAACGGAAUUCCUGCUCAGUCUGCAGGACAUAUCCUCACGACUGCUAUUGUUGCCCAAACCUGCUCGUCUCUCGGCCCUUCGAGCCGAACUCACAGCUCUGAACCAUCGACUGCCCGCAGAAGUCUGCUUUCCACUCUGGUGUGCUGCCAUUUCAGAAGCUGGCGCCGGAAAAGAUUCGGAGAAUGCGAUCGAGGGAUCUCACGUCGUUCCUGGUACAGAGAAGGAGGGCAGAGACCCCCUGGUCAGCGUCGCUCAAGUGCAGGCCCAGACGCCAUCAUCAACCAGGCGGAUCAAGCACCAUCGCGUGGUCCGGAUUAAUCCAUCGGAGGCAGUGGUCCUCAAUUCUGCUGAUCGUGCACCAUACCUCUUGCACGUUGAGAUACUGCAGAACGAUCUUGACUUUGACCCCGAGCGUAGAUCAAACCGAGAGAGCCUCAAGAAACUGGUCGUGGCCGAGGAUCUCCGGCGUCGAAAGUUUGCGCUGAGUAGAGCUUUCGGUGCGGACGUGGACGCUGCAAGUAGAGAGGCUUUGCAUCGUAGAGACACAGACACCACACACGGAACUGCGGGUGUUUCUGGAAGAGAUGAUUUGGCAGCUGAUAGCGAUCUCCCCGCAAUCACCGGCAGCACGAGAAAUGAAGCUACGGAUGUAGGAAAGGACGGUCACGUCGCGGCCAGCAAUGACCUGCAAGUUAGCCGUCCCGAUCUACCCUCACGGUCGUCCUCCCCUCAGCUUGGCUUGUAUAGCAGUAAUGGAGACGAAGAGGUGGAUCUGACGGAACAGGCUUUCGGGUCGGACCUCGCAGCAUUCGGAGAAGAGCGGCAGAUUGAAGAAGAAGAUGGCGACGAGCUGGCAGCCGCGAUGAACCGACAUCAUGAUGCAGCUGCUUGGACGGAAGCUAACUCUGCAGGCGUAAAUAGUACUAAUGCUGCCGCCGGCUCUGACGAUCACACUCGCCCGCGCCGGCCAUCUUCUGCUACAGCGGCUGCUGCCUCGGUCGCUGCGAAGAGGAAAAACUUCUCCUUGGACGAGUAUUCGGAGAGGAUGCGCACGGCAGCCAUAAUGCUGGCUCAACUCAACCAGUCUACGAAUGCCUCGGCUCAGCCAGCUGUCACGCACAACCCACAUGUGAGCGCCACCGCUCAGGGCGGUUGGAGUAGCUGGAUCAUCGGUACAAGCUGGGCUACACCCGUACCAGGCACUACGGCUGCAGCAACGAAGAGUGAGGUAGGGCAGGGCUCAGCUGGUGUCAAAGUAGCACUGGGGGGCUCAGGGAGCUCUGUCCCAUCGCAAGUCCCGGUUGCACCUUCUUUAGGAGGGUCGUCAUCAAUGGCCUCCUCUGCUGGUCCUUCUCGCCUGAUAAAUACUGACACAGAAGCUAUCAGAAAACGGAUCAUGCAAGAGAUGAUGAUGCUAGAAGAGGAAAGAAUGGAGCGCAUGAAAUCCGGAGGUCGCAAAGUCGGUGGCAAUAAGCGUCCGGCUGCUGGAGUGGAAGAUGAAGCAACCGUCCUGAAGGCUGUCAACAAGGACGACCCUUCCGCUGCCAUGUUCAAGGAGACUUGGGCGGCCAAGAAAGCUCGCAUACGAGCAAGCUCUCCUUACGGCCACCUGCCCUCGUGGGAUGUCUUCAGCGUCAUCGUUAAGACUGGAGCUGACCUCCGGCAGGAGCAGCUGGCAGUCCAGCUGAUCAAUGAGUUUGGCCGGAUUUGGCAAGACUGCAAGUCUCGCAUUUGGGUCAAGUACUUCAGAAUUCUUGUUACAAGUGAGAAUUCGGGUCUCAUGGAGACUAUUACGGACGCUAUCAGCGUGCACUCGAUCAAAAAAGAGGCAUAUGCUAGGACGCAGCGAGACAGCGGCGAUGAAGGCGGGAAAAUCGCAACCUACAGCAUCUUCGAUCACUUCGUCAAUACUUACGGGGAUCCUUCUUCCGCCAAAUUCGGCCGAGCGAGAGACAGGUUCCUCGAGUCAUUGGCAGGUUACUCGAUCAUAUCGUAUCUGCUACAGAUCAAAGAUCGUCACAACGGCAACAUACUCUUGUCCAGUGAUGGGCGCAUCAUACACAUCGACUUUGGGUUCAUGCUGGGCAUCUCUCCAGGAGGUGUUGGCUUCGAGGCUGCACCUUUCAAAUUGACUCAAGAGUACAUAGAUAUUCUUGGAGGCAUCGACUCAGCCAAGUUUGACGAGUUCAAGCAAUUGAUGCGACAAGGGUUCAAAGAUGUUCGGAAGCAUGCCGAGAGGAUCAUCAUGAUUGUCGAGCUCAUGCAAAAAGACUCGAAGCUACCAUGUUUCGCCCUAGGCGACUUUACCGCUUCCAAUCUGCGUGAUCGUUUCGCGCUCGCUCUGUCGGCCUCCCAAGUCGACGACUUUGUUGAUCGCCUCGUCCUAGCCAGCUGCGCGAGUUCUUAUACCAGGCUUUACGACAGCUUCCAAUACUACUCUCAAGGGAUUCUGUAAGAUGCUGUCCCUUCUUCAAUCUUCAAUACAUGCUUUCUGUUGCUCCUACCCAACACGUCUUACUCUGAACCCUCAUUCCGCGCGUCGUCACCGGAGAGAUGUGUCACCCAAAAACGCCGCUGCACCUUGCCGCGCCUGCUUCUUGCGUGAAUAACCCUUUGCCGCUCACUGAUGGCGUACAUCUGGGCCUGUCUCAUGCUGCUGCCUCCUGCUUUCUCUGAACAAGAAAGCGAGAAAGCCCGUUCGUUUCUG